Paramecium octaurelia is the source of this 247-nucleotide messenger RNA. Lineage: Eukaryota; Ciliophora; Oligohymenophorea; Peniculida; Parameciidae. The record is from the annotation of a GenBank genome assembly.
UAAACAUUAAUCCAAAAUCUUCAUCGAGUAAAUGCUAGUUUGAAAAACAUGUCAAACAGAGUAAGUUGGAUUCAGAGAUCACAUUCAGAGUAGAUUGGAUAGCAACCUUAGUUACUAUGUCUAAAUUGUAAUGUAAUAAUGUAGAACUCACAAAAUACUGGUGUCUAUAAAUUAUGCUUAGAUCUGACAUUAGAACAACAAUAUCUAUUAUCUCAAAGGAAACCUUAAAAUGGAAGGACUGUAUGAU